Molecule: messenger RNA, 3080 nt
Organism: Varanus komodoensis (Komodo dragon)
Lineage: Eukaryota; Metazoa; Chordata; Lepidosauria; Squamata; Varanidae
Gene: ANO2
Product: anoctamin 2
Exons: 27
Coding region: 66-3080 (1004 amino acids)
Biological process (GO): chloride transmembrane transport
Cellular component (GO): plasma membrane
Molecular function (GO): chloride channel activity; protein dimerization activity
Source: RefSeq, a predicted model, not a curated record
AGCAUCUGUUGUUGGAGCAUAGACUUAAAUAAUGUAAAUUGCAGGUUCUAUGGAAGAAUCUACCUAUGGAAUUCACUCCCCAAAGAGGUCCGCCUGGCACCGUCGUUACUGGUUUUUCGGCGCCAGAUAUGCCUCUAACUCCGUCACAUCCUACCCACAACAGAAAAGGCAUCAGGAUCUCAGCUUCAAAAGACAGCAAAAAGCAUCCUAUAGUUCCUCAAAAACAGCAUUCUGAUUAUUUUGAUAGAAUCAAUGGGUCAUUUAAAUCAGCUGGCAACAGAAAGACUCACAAUAAUUCUGUCAUUAACAACUACCUAGAUGGAGCUCAAGUGGGUGUUACAGAAAAGACCUCACCAGGAGGGAUGCAUUUCCGAGACAGCAAAAGGAAAGUGGACUAUGUUUUAGCUUAUCAUUACCGAAAAUGUUCUUCACAGUCUGGUGGAGGCUCCCCAGGCCUCUUACAUAGACCAGUGGCUAUUAUUUCAAAUGGGGAGACAGCCAAAAGCCAACCUGAACAGCAACAGCAACAACAUGGCCAGGAUGUAUCCAGUCCAGAUGUUGAGGUGGUUGAUUUGGGCCCAUUGGAUCCUUUGGAGGAAGCAAAACGAGAGCAGAGGGAUGAGUUUGAGCGCAACCUGAUGGAAGCUGGUCUGGAGAUAGAAAAAGAUGUGGAGAAUAAGAGUCAAGGAUUGAGUUUUGUUCGGAUACAUGCACCAUGGAAUGUACUUAGCCGAGAAGCAGAGUUCCUUAAAAUAAAAAUGCCCACUAAAAAGACAUAUGAAAUAAAAGAAGAAGGAGGGAUUGUCAAGAAGUUAUCUAAGAUAUGGCACAAACUUACUGAACCAUUGCAGCCUAAAGUGCCACAGCAAAACAGCACCAGAAUGAAGAAUUUGUCUUACCCCUUUGCCAGAGAAAAAAUUUAUUUGUACAAUAUUCAGGACAAAGAUACAUUUUUUGACAAUGCUACCCGCAGUCGAAUAGUGCAUGAAAUUUUGAAGCGCACUUACAGUUCAAAAGCCAAAAACAACAUGGGUAUUAACACAUUAAUCGUGAACAACGUAUAUGAAACAGCCUAUCCCCUUCAUGAUGGAGAAUAUGAAGGUAAAAACAAAGAAAUGAAUGAAAGAAAGCAAAGAAAAUACUUUGGAGAAAAAAUUGGAAUGUAUUUUGCCUGGUUGGGCUUAUACACAGAAUUUCUUAUUCCAUCUUCUGUAGUUGGAAUCAUAGUGUUCCUGUACGGAUGUCUAACUAUUGAAAGUGACAUUCCUAGUAAGGAGAUGUGUGACCAACAUAAUGCCUUCACCAUGUGUCCUCUCUGUGACAAGACAUGUGACUACUGGAACCUUAGUAGUGCUUGUGGUACAGCACGUGCCAGCCACUUAUUCGAUAACCCUGCCACAGUCUUUUUCUCAAUUUUCAUGGCACUCUGGGCUACCAUGUUCCUUGAAAACUGGAAACGUUUGCAGAUGAGGCUGAGUUACUUCUGGGACCUAACUGGUUUGGAGGAGGAAGAAGAGGGUGUCAAGGAACAUCCCAGGCCAGAAUAUGAAACCAAAUUACUACAGAAGAAAUUAAAGACUGAAAAGAGCAAAACAAUGAGUCAAGAUGAGCAGGAUGAAAAGGAGAAGCUGACUUGGAAAGACCGUACCCCUGGAUAUCUAGUGAAUUUCGCAUCUAUCUUAUUUAUGAUUUCACUGACAUUUUCAAUAGUCUUUGGUGUGAUUGUCUAUCGGAUAACUACUGCAGCAGCACUGUCAAUGAGUACCAAUGGGUCAUCUAGGUCCAAUGUCCGUGUGACAGUGACAGCAACUGCUGUCAUCAUUAACCUUGUUGUGAUACUUAUCCUAGAUGAGAUUUAUGGGAUAGUUGCCAAAAAGUUGACAGAAAUGGAGAUACCAAAAACAGAAAAAGCAUUUGAGGAGAGGUUAAUUAUGAAGGCUUUUCUACUGAAAUUUGUUAACUCCUAUGCACCAAUUUUUUAUGUGGCCUUUUUUAAAGGAAGGUUUGUUGGACGACCUGGCCAUUAUGUUUAUGUGUUUCCUGGUUACCGAAUGGAAGAGUGUGCUCCAGGAGGCUGCCUGAUGGAACUUUGCAUUCAGCUGAGCAUUAUAAUGCUGGGAAAGCAGCUGAUCCAAAACAAUAUCUUUGAAAUUGGAGUCCCUAAAUUAAAAAAAAUGUUCCGGAAACUAAAGGAUGAGAGGCCUGAGACAAAAGAAAAUGAUUCUAACCUUUCCAAACAGCCCCAGCAAUGGGAACUGGACUAUGUCUUGGAACCUUUCACUGGACUGACUCCAGAAUACAUGGAAAUGAUCAUACAGUUUGGCUUCGUCACACUCUUUGUGGCUUCCUUUCCUCUGGCUCCAGUGUUUGCCCUGCUCAACAAUGUAAUUGAAGUCCGCCUAGAUGCAAGAAAGUUUGUCAGUGAACUAAGAAGGCCCAAUGCAGUAAGAGCAAAAGAUAUAGGGAUUUGGUUUAACAUUUUGAGUGGAAUUGGAAAAUUUUCAGUUAUAAUUAAUGCCUUUGUCAUUUCUGUCACUUCUGAUUUCAUUCCACGCCUUGUCUAUCAAUAUGCAUACAGUCACAAUGGAACUAUGCAUGGCUUCGUCAAUCACACACUCUCAUAUUUCAAUGUCAGUCAUUUCAAGGCUGGAACCCAGCCAGAAAGCUCACCAUUUGAAUACCAGGUUUCCUUUUGCAGGUUCAAGGAUUACAGAGAACCGCCAUGGUCUGAAAAUCCAUAUGAAUUUUCUAAGCAGUACUGGUCUGUUUUAGCUGCGCGUUUGGCAUUCGUCAUUAUUUUUCAGAACCUGGUCAUGUUCCUCAGUGUGCUUGUUGACUGGAUGAUCCCAGAUAUUCCAAAAGAUAUCAGUGAACAGAUCAAGAAGGAAAAGAGUGUGUUGGUUGAUUUCUUUUUGAAAGAAGAGCAUGAGAAGCUGAAACUUAUAGAAAAUUUUAUCACGCGAGACAGACACAAGACUGAGAACAGUGGAAGGAGAAAUCGGGCAGCAAGUUUUUGCCAGUUCAGCCGAAGCCAACGAGGCAGCUUUACAUCUUUUAAUUCUCACAACACUGAUGUGUGA